AUGGCGGAAAUACUUGGACUCGUUUCUGGCUCCAUCACUGUCGCCGAGACAGCAAGCGCCGUGCUGAAACUCAAGCGGCUCUGGAAUGAAGUUCGCGAUGCGCCCGCUUAUAUCGAUUUGCUCAUAGACCAGCUCAGCCUUGUCCAUCCCCUAGUCAUCGAAACAGAGACGGAGUUGAGUGCAGACGAAAAGUUGCUUGCCAGUAGCAGUGCCGCGCGAUUAAGUCUGAACUAUUGCAAAAAGAUUCUUUGGGAUCUCGACGGCGUCGCACAUGAUCUAAGACAACAAAUUGAGGACAAGAGGCGACUGAGCCGGGGUAAAACAAGAGUGAAGGUUGCAUUGGGCAAGGAGACCCUAUAUUCCCUUCAGAAGCGAAUGCAAGAUUCGCUACAGCUGUUGGGAAUCGCUCAGCAGACUUAUCUCAUAGCUCUUGCUAAAAGCCAACCACGGUUGGUGGCUGACCAGAUUCGGUCCCUAGACGAUACCACAACUGCACUCGAGCAAGAAAAUGAGACCAAACCGGAAAAAGACCUCGUACGCAGGCCAGCCAAGUUGAAAGCGGCCAAAAAUGCUUUUAGCAGUUACACACUUCCAUGGCGAUACUCGGGGCUUUUUGGGUCUUAUACCUCUCACACAUGUUAUACUAUGGAUAAGGCCUACCGCGCACGAAUCCAAAUGCCAACGUGGCUUGCGAACGGAGUAUGGGAUUUCUGCGCACAAAGGGCCAGUCAUGGCUGGACAUAUUCGCUCCGCCGAUGGUCAGUGAGGCCAGAGAGUGCAGAAAUAUUCCAGGCUGCUUUGGAAGGCAACCUUUCAAAAAUCAAUCAACUAUUUGAAAAUGGACAGGCCUCACUCUAUGACCGUAACCCAGAGGGAGAGACAUUGCUCCAUCUUGCCGCACUCUCUGGCAGCCAGCCAACUAUCACAUACCUAAUUGACCAGGGAUUGAGUAUCCAUGAACCCGCAUAUCACAGAAUCACAACGCUAGAUUUGCUGGCACUUCAUGCUGUACACAGGCCAGAGGAACAUUUUAGAGAUGUGCUAUGGUCUUUGAAGUCUAUGGGCGAGCUAACAGACAGCGUGGCCGCCCUCUUUGACCCAGACGCGAAGCCGUGGGAUACUGGAGAUCUAGGUUAUUUUUUAUUUGGUAGCUCCAGCUUAACCGAUCUUGUCCUUGACGAAAUCCACCAAGCACCACCAGAACAUCGCUUUAGAUCCAUCAACUGGUGGACUGCCGACCCUAAGAUACUCUAUAACAUACUGCAAGCCGAUGGGCACAUUAAUCCGACCAUGAUCCGUCAGCAGCUUUCCAAGCAGCCGGGAGGCUCGCUCAAUACACUUGCUGAGAGGUACUUCUUCAACGUACCUGGUUGUCCCGACACCAUGGGGGGAUUGCUGAGCAAGCGUGCAGACUUCCAGGAUUGGAGGAUGCUUGUCUGCUGGCUGCUUAGGGGCAUGGAAUCAGAAGAAUUGAGUAUAUCAAAAUCCAGCGGGUGGGAACAACUGUUCACUCCGUUAUUCGCGGGACUGGAGGGGAGCGUCGAUUUCUGGGAAGUGUCACCUCGUUUGAUAAAGCAGGGCAGAAACAGGCUGCAACAAUCUCUUGUAUUCUGGCUCGAAGAUUUAAAGGCCACCGGGAUAGAUCUCCAGAAGUAUGGCCAGCAGGAAACACGCUUGCUACGUGAGGAGUCUGGGUGGGUCUUGGCAGAAUGGAAUAACAUUGGGGAAAUCAGAGGUAGACCCAGACUAGCUUCAUUCCAUUAUGGGCCUGAGCCGGAGGAUUGGGAACUUGUGUGGCAAGAAGUCUUUGUGGAGGAUUUUGUUGGAGAUUUCUUUUCUUUCGCUGAGCUGCCGCCUUUGAUGCCCGGGGCAUGGGUUGAUUAG
Messenger RNA from Aspergillus calidoustus, 1884 nucleotides. The record is from the annotation of a GenBank genome assembly. NCBI's taxonomy places the organism in Eukaryota, Fungi, Ascomycota, Eurotiomycetes, Eurotiales, Aspergillaceae.